Messenger RNA from Micropterus salmoides (largemouth bass), 4682 nucleotides. RefSeq names its product probable G-protein coupled receptor 153. The record is from RefSeq and is a predicted model, not a curated record. The transcript is spliced from 6 exons. Gene Ontology annotation, biological process: G protein-coupled receptor signaling pathway. Lineage: Eukaryota; Metazoa; Chordata; Actinopteri; Centrarchiformes; Centrarchidae. Gene Ontology annotation, cellular component: membrane. Gene Ontology annotation, molecular function: G protein-coupled receptor activity. The coding region runs from base 626 to 2650 and encodes 674 amino acids.
ACUGUCGGAAAAUAGAAGAAGAAAUUCGUCGUUUACCUAAAAUGAUCAGAUCUUUUAGCGCUCGUGCUGUCGUGAAGAAUUAAAUGAUUUUAUAAAAAUCCAUAGCCUACUCGUCGAUAAUUUAUCAUCCCCCCUCGUCAAUGAGAGCAACAAGACACAAGAUGAGUACAGCUGUGGUGAUGUGGUGUUUCAGGGCUCAUCCUUCAUUUCGCAGGUCAUUCCCUUAACUUGAUCCUGUCCACACUCCUGACGCUGUUCAGUUUGGGGAUGUAAACGCUGGGAAGCCGCUAUAACGGACCUGAACUGAUAUGACUCAACGAGAGUCUUUUCAUUUCCCCGGAAAAAUGAGCCGUUAGGAGCCCAAACGCCGUGUGAAAGCCUCAGGCUUGUAAGGGAACUGGCCCUUCCAUCCUCCCUCUCUAACAUCCCACUGUGUCACAGCACUACCAUGUCCUUUCCCUGCUGUGCCCAUCCCAUGGAGAGUGCACACCCACCCAGAUAGGAUGCCUGCCUUGCCCGACGCCCUGCAUCCCCUCCUGCCCAUCACCACCUCCUCCUUCUCCUCGGGUGUACCUGCUCUUGCCAUAAGUUCCUUGCGGCCCCACAGGCUCCGCCCUGCUCCAACAUGGUGGAUGAGGUAACCACCAUGAAGGAUGAUGUCAUCAACGCCAACACGCUGGCUUGGCUGGUCUGCUCAGGCGUGUCCAUCCUGGCCAACACUUGGAGCAUUCUUAGCGUCAGUGCCAAGCAGAAAAAGUGGAAACCGCUGGAGUUCCUCAUCUGCACACUGGCAGGCACGCACAUCCUCAACAUGGCCAUCCCCAUCACUAUGUACUGUGUCAUAACGCUGCGCCGUCAGCACUCUAACUACGAGUGGAAUGAGGGUCUCUGCAAGGUGUUUGUCUCCACCUUCUACACUCUCACACUGGUCACCUGCUUCUCUGUAACCUCGCUUUCUUAUCACCGCAUGUGGAUGGUGCGCUGGCCUGUAAACUACAGGUUGAGUAACACCAAGAAGCAAGCAGUGCACACGGUGAUGGGCAUCUGGAUGGUCUCCUUCAUCCUGUCCACGCUUCCUGCUGUGGGCUGGCAUGACACCAUUGACCGCUUCUACACCUCUGACUGCCGAUUCAUUGUGACGGAGAUUGGUCUAGGCUUUGGCGUGUGCUUUCUGCUGCUGAUCGGUGGUAGCGUUGCCAUGGGUGUGAUUUGCAUUGGCAUCGCUCUCUUCCAGACCUUCUCCAUUCAGGCAGGCCACAAUGCCGACAAGAACAAGUUCAACGUCCCCACCAUAGUGGUUGAGGACGCCCAGGGGAAGCGCAGAUCAUCCAUUGAUGGAUCGGAGCCUCUCAAGACAUCACUGCAGAUCACCUACCUGAUCAGUGGUAUCGUCUUCAUCUACGACUUCUUGACUGGCUUCCCCAUACUGGUGGUGAGCUUUGCUAGUCUGAAGUUUGACCGCUCCUACAACUGGAUGGUGUUGUGUGUGCUGUGGUGCUCCAUUGCCCAGUCCAUCCUCCUGCCCAUGUUCAUCUGGGCUUGUGACCGCUAUCGGGCUGACAUCCGCAUGGUGUGGGAGAAGUGCGUUGCCAUCAUGUCCAACGACGACGUGGAUGAGGAAAACAGCCAAGAUGGAGGAAUUCAUGCCGACUUAAUAUAUGACAGACCAUAUGACUAUAGCUCGGCGCCUGAAAUCGUGACGGUAGACCGUAAUGCCAAGUAUGAGUUCUCAACCUUAGAAAGGGGGGUUCCGCAAGGGUAUCCAAUGAGGGAACAACAGGAAGAUAAAAUGCAGUAUUUGCAGGUGCCCCCUACAAGAAGAUUCUCCCACGACGAAACCGACAUGUGGACCAGCGACCGGAUCCCCUCAUACCUUCACCGGUGGGGCUCCACCGAGGACAUGAUAGUGAGUGCCCACUACAGCUCCACCUUGCCGCGCCACGAGAGGCGCAGGAACAGCCUGGUCUCCUACCACGAGGAGAGCCAUCAUCACCAUCACCCGCACCGAAAGCGGCGACGCUCUGAGGAUAGUAUGCACUCCCUCAAGCACCUGCCACGCGUGGUUUGUGGCGGGGAACACUAUGAGGACGAACUGCGCUGUUUCAGCCGCGAUGAGGUAAUUAACUUUAUAGAUGAGACGCCGCUGCCGAGCCCCAGGAAGAGCCCCCGGCGCGCAUCUACCAUCUCACUGAUACCCAAUGUGUAUGAACAUCACAUAGUCAUCCUCCCUCAUUUCCCGCUCACAGACUUUGAGCGUGAGCCUCAAGCACUCAGGCGACUUUCAGAACACAAAAGGAGCAGCAGUCGGAGCAAUUCACCUGAGGGUUCCCCCAAACCCGACAGACCCGCUGGGAAGAAGAGCCCCGGAACUUGUGGCUCUGGUAAAGGCUGCCGGGAGCGCUCGCGAGAUGGGAAACAUCAGUGUGAAGUUGGCUCACCUGGGCGUAGCCAGCAGACUCCAGGGCACUCUGCCUACAGGCCCAGGACAUGCGGUGGAGCCCGGGCUGGGGCAGGAGCUGACUGGGGGCAUCAGAAGCACCUGAGCAAGGCCGAGAAUAAAGGAAGCACUAACAGUUUUGUAAGCACACCCUCGGCAUCGUCCUCGGGAUACAUCACAUUUCACUCUGAUUCUGUCGGCUCCACCACUUAAAAACAAAGGUUUUCCUUGUUAAUAUCAACAUUGUUACUGAAGUUAUGAUCAUAAUGAAAACCACUGGAAUAUUUGUGGUUAUGGGAAAGUGACAUAGUGGAUUAUUUGACCCUUUUACUUGUGCCACUAUUCUGUUUUACUAUUUAAAUAUAUAUAUAUAUAUAUAUAUAUAUACAACCAAUAAAUAUCUGUUAUGCUAAAUGGCCUUGGGAGCUUUGGACAUAAUUUGUGAAUUAGGCAGUUUGGGUGAUCCUGUUAUUCAACUUUCACAUCACCAAAUAGCCACAAAGGACACUUUUUCCAGCACUGACACAAAUAAACUGUUUUUAAAUGGCGUGAACAUUCCCACACACCUUGUUUUUGCUGUUCGAUGUUUCUUAUUAAAUACUCAAAGAAUUGGAGGAGAUAGUUGUUAGGGUGGUAUUUUUUCUUUCAGUUUUUUUACCUAUUUUUUUGCAUUUAAGAACUUAAGCUCAAAGUGUAUUUUAUUUGGCCUGCAAAGGCUGUGUGUUUUGUUGUAUCAACACAUUUGCUUUCAAACCAAACCUUCCUGAAUACUGCCUAUGUACCUUGAGAUUGACUUAAGGAUAUGACACAUUAUACAUAAUUAUUUUACAUUACUUUUCUAAUAACAUAAUUUUCAAAACACAUGGAAAGCUUUGUUCAAGCACCCUAUGUUGAAGUGAACUGAGAGUGGUAAUCCCAAAAUCUUGAAUAGUUUUACAGUUUCUGUGUGAGAUAUUGAGAUAUAACGUGAAGACCCCUAAAUUCUUAAUGAAAAUCUGAAGUCAGUUUUUAAAGAAGAUUUACAUGUCAUGUACAUAUGAAGGGUGUUGGAUUUAUGCUUUGUGUUCUUCUGUUUAAUCAGACCUUUGCUUAGAACAUUUCCUCCUAAUUCUUAUUCCAAUGUUUGUGUUAACUUAAGAGAACAGGCUCAACAGUUGCUCACCAAAUAUUCUUAUACAGAUCAGAUGAAAACAGCUGGAAAUGUGUUAGAAAGAACAAAUAAUGACAGAACCUCUAAAAUAUGUCAAAUGGUCCAAAAGUUGAAUAAUCACACAGCCCUCAGGCUGACUAGAUGUAACUGAAAUGCUGGUGUCAAAUAUAUUGUCACAAAUUAGGAACAUUGUGAAUAGAACUAAAAUCAGACAUUGUAUUUGAUAUGUUCUCUCAUAACUUGCAGAUUGCAAAUGGUCCUAUUCUGGGAGUGUGAGACUUUUGUUAAACACCUGAUUUCACCUGAUCUAAGCACCAUGAAGUCAGUUAAAUGUAAGCACCCCAAGAUGGGAUGCUGUGAGAAAAUUUUAAGUUUAAAUUGAUUGAUUUUCUAUAAGUAAUUAUUUGGAGAAAUAAUGUAAAUAUUUCACAACAAAAAUGUAAAAGGCCAAGGACAAAAAUAGUAGCUGCUAAUUUAGCACCCUCACUCAAAAUAGACACUGGAGUCAUUGUAACCAAAUGUGACAAUUUGCUGACUAAAAGGAGUGAAACUCUCUACUGACAAAUAAUAGCAGAACUAACUUUGGGCUUUGACCUCUUAUGGACAGUAACUGCUAAUCUGAAUGUAUUUGCACAAAUUGGGUUUAAGUUUAAAAAAAGAUAUUAAGAGUAUACAGACAGUAUGAAAUAAAAACAUCCCCUUUGACCGCCUUAUUAGUUGUGAAAAGUUUUGCUAUUAUCAUCCAAGUAAUAAAGUUGCACAUGUUUGGCAUAUGUUUUCACUCAUCUGCUGUCAUCUAAAUGUUUAGUUUGAAUUCUCAUGUAUUAGUGAACCUCUCACACGUUGCAGCCUAUUCCAUUGAAUAUAUGAACCAAAAUGUAUCUUUCUUUGAAAGCAUAACAUCACAUUCCUCUGUCAGACUUUGCUAUGUCAUAGAUUUUUGCAUUUUGUUGCGUUUACAACAUUAAAAUAUAAUUUUGUAACAUAUUCAAAGAUUUAUGACUCAAAUAUGAAUUAUGUUAAAUGUUAUAAUUUUCUUGUUCAGGUGAUGACUUUGUUAAAAUGAUAUGACUGAUUAAAUUCACGAGAUGAUGA